UGCAGAGCAGCAGUGACUAUGCAGACUCCAGAAUUUUUGGCAGUUAAAAAACCACCAGACAAGGCUGUACCAGAAUUAUUUGUGGUAAAAGAGACACCAGACAAAGCAAUACCAGAACUUUUUGCAGUAAAAAAGAUGCCAGAAAAAGCAGUACCAGAAAUUUUUGAGGUAAAAGAGACAACUGACAAAGCAGUACCAAAAUUAAUUGAGCUGAAAAAGCCAACAGAAGUAACAGUCCCAGAAUUGAUUGAGAUAAAGAAGCCAACAGAAGUAGCAAUUCCAGAAUUGAUUGCGAUACAGCCUCCAACAUCAUCAUCAUUAUCAGAUUACGAUGAAAUACCUUUACAAGACCCUGAUGAGAGGAAGAUACAGGAGGUCAUAAAGAACUUCCAGCAGGCAACAGAAGAAGAUCAGCUGAAACAUAGAACGAAAAAGCGAAAAGGAAAAAGAAUACUGAGGAGGAAUGAACCUUUUGAUGGUUUCAGAGCAGUUGCUUGGCCACAAGUACAUAGAGGUGGAAAUGAAGAUACAAUUAAAACCAUAAGAGUAGGACUUUCUGCCAAUGACAGUGACGACCAAGAGCCUACAGAUCUGUCAGAUGAUGAUGAUUUGGUUGAGGAACGACUGGAUGAGUUGCAAAUGAACGUAGUACCCGAAAAUGCAGAUCAAAAGCACAUAUUUUCCCGCAAGCUUACAGAUGAUGAGGCGGUUCAGAACAGUGUCAACAAGUUGCAGUCAGUACAAACACAGGGCAAAAAGAUACCUCAUGGCUUACCGGACGUUGCUGAAAUCAUUAAUGAGAAUGCUGGAGAUGAAACAGAGCCAGAAAUAGAAUUCAUAGAGGAAAAUGCGCCUGUAUCUAGUAGGAGUGAUUCCAAACAGUCUUUGAGAGACAUGGUAGAGGAUUUAAUCGCUGCCAGCCUGAUUGCUGUCUUUGUCAUUUUAGCUUUAAUUGCAAUGUUUUACACUGUGUCUUUUGUCAGAUCCAAAGAAAAAGAAAAAUCUCCUACAAUAACCAUUAUAGAAAGUGGAUGUCCAGAUGGAACAAGAAAAUAUACUGUUUGUCCCACAAAAAAGACAGAUGCAUCAAUUUGCCAUACUAAAAAAUUCAGACCAUCACGACAACGUCAAACAAGGCCAAAACUUCAGAAAACCAUUUCAUCCAAUCUGUCAAGUGAAUGCAGCAACAGAAGCACUGAAACAAUUACUCUCCCACCACCAAGGAUAAUACCUACCUGCCCACGACCUCUUCGUUCAUCUAUUUCCCGUGCACGUUCCCCUCGUCCAUUAUCACCUCAACCUGUAUGCCCUUGUUCAAGAUCUUCUCAGUUAACACCAAAAUCCCGAACACUUAUUCCCUCACCACACGAACUUCCACACAAAACCGCUAUUACACCAGAAAGAAGAGAUUCAACAUUGCCAGCUUAUCAAGGUUCACGUCUUCUCUCAUCCCCAAAAGUGAUAUCAUCAUAUGAUGUAGGAUCAGCAAUUUCAGAAGGUAAUACAAUGUCAGAUCGCCAAGCUUCACGUCUUCGGUCAACUCCGAGAAUGAUGUCAUCAUAUGAUGUAGGAUCAGUAGUUUCGGCAAGUGACACAAUGCCAGAUCGCCAAGCUUCACGUCUUCUCCCAUCCCCGAGAAUGAUGUCACCAUAUGAUGAAAGAUCAGUCAUUUCAGAACGUGAUGCAUUGCCAGACCAUCAAGCCUCGCGUCUUCUGUCAACAUCAAGAAUGGUGUCACCAUAUGAUGUAGCAUCAACUGUUUCAGAAAGGGACACAGCAUUUCCAGAUUAUAAAGCUUCACAAAUCCUUUCUACCACCCAAAUGGUGCCAUCCCAUGAUUUAGCACCAUCCAUUUCAGCAAAGGAAAUUCACCCAGGCUCUGUUUCUGAUAAAGGUCUUGUCAGGAGUAUUCAUCGAGACAUAGUGCCAGCGCAGUUAUUGUCCCAAUCAGCUCCCCUUCUUUCCACCAGCUCAUCAAUGAAACAACAGACACCCUCUCUAUAUAUAACUGACAGAAGUGAUGCAACAUUUCAAGAUGAUUAUUCUCAUUAUCCUUCAUCAAUUCUGAGGACAAAAUCAUAUAGUUUCAUGCGUGAACCUGAAGAGCAUCAAAUAUCUCACGAUCCAUCAAAUUUAGAGAGGAGUAGCAGGUCAGCUUAUAUUUCAGAUGAUGGUGACGUCAUAAGUGUUGAUUAUGCUGACCCAACAUCAUCUACCUCCAGGCAAAUCACAAGUUCACAAUAUGUUGUCCCUCAAACCCCUCUAUCAACACUCACUUCGCAAACUAGGCAAGUAACACCUUCCUUACCACGAGCACCUAUGUCAGUUUCAUUUACUCACCCACCAACAAAAUACCAAUCUUCUCAAUCUCUAGCACAAAGAGCCAGAGCAAAAUCUGUGAAUAUACCUUUUGUAUCCCCUCAAGCAGAUCAAUAUGUGUACCAAGGUACUAUUUCAUCAGGAGAUUUGGGUCAAAGGGCACAUUAUAUUCCUAAGCGAAGUGUUAUGAGCAUUCAAACUCCAGUCAUUAGCCAACCCUCAGUGCAUCCAUUAAUUCCAUUUCCACAAGGUCUUAGCGAACAGUCUCUUGCCCAAUCACAGUUUCAGACGCAAUCUCAAUACAAGUCGCCUACCUUAUCACGCCAACAGCUUUCAGAUUUGUCUUCACAAAAUCUUCAUGAACAAUCCGAAAUGGCCUAUAUACCCUCAAGUCAACAAAUGUCUUCAGGGGAAAGGAGCUAUAGAAACAUUGCACAAACAUACCCUGUACAGUUUGGUCCCCAAAGACAAACUGUUUCAUCUCCAACUUUACCAUUGGCUUAUCGCUCAUUUGUACAACAACAAGCACCCUCUCUAUCAUAUGGAGGUUUAUCACCAGUAAGUACUCGGGAACUAUCUAAAGUGGAUACUUCACUGCAGAGCAGGGAUACACCAUAUCCUCUGGCUCAAGUUUCACGCUCACCAUCAAUACAAGGCUGGAUUUCCACUGAUAGCCCCACAGUGGGAGAGGUUAGUAUCAGCAAUAUCCCAAGUCGUGGUGACUUUGCAAGUAGUUUGCAUGAUAUUCGCCAUUCAAGAGUGGAUUCCUUUGAUACAUCAAUGGCUCCUUCAGCAGCGUAUUCACCAAUCAGACAACUAUCAUUUUUCCCAUCUUACCAAACAGUAGCACCUGGUUCACCUCAAGGGUCAACAACUGAGGCUGAAUAUCUAAGAACCCAAGACACAUUACAAAGCAGCAGCCCUUUACCUAAAGUACCACCACCACCUCUCUCUCCAUCUCGUCAUUCUCAGUCAAUGCCACAGUUGGUAUCUUCCACUGCACGUCAACAGCUAUCUCCUUUAUCACUACCACUUCUUCAUGAAAGACCUAGGCCUCAAAUAAUAUCAACCUUUCCUCCUGGCAGCCUGAGUCCAAGACCCCGUGAUUCCUUCCGGAGCAGUGCAUUUGAGGACAGCAAUUUUUUGAAGAUGUCACCUAUUUCACAGUCAUUCAUUUACAGAAAUUACUCUAUACCAUCAACACCCAAAAGUCCUGUUUCUCAGUCAUUUGCUUUCAAACCAGGUGAAUUUUCCUUAGGUGAUGAUGAUGUGUUCACAUAUCCAAGUGAAUCUCAACCUCUUGUAUCAACACCAAGAGAUUCAAGGACACUGAGUGUUAGCAUAGACCCUGAAGCAUUUCACACUGCCGUUGUUUCACCAAGCAGCAUUAGUUCUCAAUCUACAGGGGGAACUUGUCUGAGAAGUUUUGAGGACAGCUUCCCAACUUCCUCAGACAGCAUGUACCAUGGACCACCUUCACCCUUAGUCAAUGAUAAAUACAUUGGCCCAUCCAGUGACUAUUCCAUUAAUGAGAUCGGCAGUGACAUCAAUUUACCACAUAGUUCACACUACUAUACAGCUCGUAAUUUCUUUAAUGAUUCCAGUGAUCACACGAACAGCGAUUGAAUAACUGACUCCUCAUCAAAAAACAGGAAGAGAAAUUUUAAUUGAAAUUAUGAUUUUAA
Messenger RNA from Stegostoma tigrinum, 4004 nucleotides. Its product is annotated as mucin-2-like. The transcript has 15 exons. The coding region runs from base 19 to 3945 and encodes 1308 amino acids. Lineage: Eukaryota; Metazoa; Chordata; Chondrichthyes; Orectolobiformes; Stegostomatidae. The record is from RefSeq and is a predicted model, not a curated record.